Messenger RNA from Anastrepha obliqua, 960 nucleotides. Its product is annotated as brain acid soluble protein 1-like. The transcript is spliced from 3 exons. Lineage: Eukaryota; Metazoa; Arthropoda; Insecta; Diptera; Tephritidae. The coding region runs from base 1 to 960 and encodes 319 amino acids. The record is from RefSeq and is a predicted model, not a curated record.
AUGAAUCAGAAUCUAACGAAUCUGAAUCGGAAUUUAAUGAAUGUAAUGCAGAGUCUAUUAAAUCUGAAUCAGAGUCUAGUGAAUCUGAAUAAGAGUAUGCUGAAUAUGAAUCAGAGUAUAAGUUAUCUGAAUAAGAAUUUAAUGAAUCUGAAUCAGAGUAUAAUGGGUCUGAAUCAGAGUAUAAUAAGUCUGAAAAAGGGUAUAAUGAAUGUGAAUAGGAGUAGAAUGAAUGUGAAUAAGAAUAUAAUGAAUGUGCAGUCUAGUGAAUUUGAAACAAAGUAUAAUGAACCUGAAUGUAAGUCUAAUGGAUCUGCAGCAGAAUUUAAUGAAUCUGCAGUAGACGCGAAUGAAUCUCCAGCAGCGGCUAAUGAAUCUCCAGCAGCGGCUAAUGAAUUUCUAGCAGCGUCGAAUGAAUCUGAAUCCGACGCUAAUAUAUCUGCAGCAGAAUCUAGUGAAUCUUCAGCAAAAUGUAGUGAAUCUCUAGCAGAGUCUAAUGAAUCUAAGUCAGAGAAUAAUGAAUCUGAAUUAGAGAAUAUUGGAUCUGGUGAAUUUGAAACAAAGUAUAAUGAAUCUGAAUGUAAGUCUAAUGGAUCUGCAGCAGAAUUUAAUGAAUCUGCAGUAGAGUCGAAUGAAUCUCCAGCAGCGGCUAAUGAAUCUCCAGCAACGUCGAAUAAAUAUCUGGCAGAGUCUAGUGAAUCUCCAGUAGCGUCUAAUGAAUUUCCAGUAGCGUCGAAUAAAUCUCCGGCAGCGUUUAAUGAAUUUCCAGCAGCGUCGGGUGAAUCUGAAUCCGACGCCAAUAUAUCUGCAGCAGAAUCUAGUGAAUCUUCAGCAAAAUGUAGUGAAUCUCUAGCAGAGUCUAAUGAAUCUCCAGCAGCGGCUAAUAAAUUUCCAGUAGCGUCGAAUAAAUCUCCGGCAGCGUUUAAUGAAUUUCCAGCAGUGCCUAAUGAAUCUCGAGCAUAA